This is a messenger RNA of Quercus lobata, 2024 nucleotides long. RefSeq names its product Major facilitator superfamily protein (gene G3PP4). Gene Ontology annotation, biological process: transmembrane transport; phosphate ion homeostasis. Lineage: Eukaryota; Viridiplantae; Streptophyta; Magnoliopsida; Fagales; Fagaceae. Gene Ontology annotation, molecular function: glucose 6-phosphate:phosphate antiporter activity. Gene Ontology annotation, cellular component: membrane. The transcript has 4 exons. The coding region runs from base 198 to 1820 and encodes 540 amino acids. The record is from RefSeq and is a predicted model, not a curated record.
AAAAAAAAAAAAAAAAAAGUUCAAAUCACCAAAAUUCGCCACGUGUCCUCCCCCGCCUUCUUCGCUUUCCCUUUCAUAUCUUUUUGGCUCUCAACUUGGUCACGCUUUUUUCUCCACUUCGACCCAUCAAACUCAGUAAGGUUUACGUUCUUGUUUCUUUACUAACACCUUUCUUUCUGGGGUGUAAGAUCAUAAACAUGUCUCGGAGUUCUGACACAACAAGGCGAACCCCACCUGGGAUUUUGCUUAUGAGAAGCAUUAGAGGCAAGGAUUGGAGCUUUUCUACUUACAGAUAUGUGGUUUUGUUUGUUACAUUCAUUGCAUAUGCUUGUUAUCAUGCUUCUCGAAAACCCACUAGCAUAGUUAAGAGUGUAUUGUAUCCUGAUCCCAAUAGGCCCCUUGGCAAUGGGCAGUACCCUUGGCCAAUUGCCAAUGUGUUUAUCAAGGAGAGAUUUUCAGAUACUGGCAUAAAUAGGAUGAGGAACAAGGGUUGGGCUCCGUUUAAUGGACCCGACGGGACAUCAAAAUUAGGGGAGAUUGAUGUUGCAUUUCUUGCUUGUUACUCUUUGGGAAUGUAUGUUGCAGGCCACUUGGGCGAUACGUUGGAUCUUCGGUUGUUUCUGACGACCGGGAUGAUUGGGAGUGGAAUUUUUGUUGGGAUAUUUGGGAUGGGAUAUUUUUGGAAUGUGCAUGUGUUUUGGUUUUUUCUUUUAAUGCAAAUGGUUGCUGGAUUGUUUCAAGCAACUGGUUGGCCUUCGGUCGUUGCUGUUAUUGGCAAUUGGUUUGGGAAGAGGAAGAGGGGUUUGAUAAUGGGUAUUUGGAAUGCACAUACUUCGGUUGGGAAUAUUACUGGAUCUCUCCUUGCUGCUAGUGUUUUGAACUACGGGUGGGGCUGGUCUUUCAUAGUUCCCGGUGCAUUAAUAGUCAUGGGAGGCAUACUGGUUUACUUUUUCUUGCCUGCUUACCCUGAGGAUAUUGGAUUUACUUGCCCACAAGGUUCAGCUACGAAUGCAGUGGCAGAGCCUAAUGAUGAAGAAGCUCAGAUAAGUAAAAGAAAUGUUGUUGGAGGGGAAAUAAAUAGUGCUUCCCAACAUGGAUCAGUGAGAAGAAAAAGUGUCGGGCUCCUUGAAGCUUGUUCUAUUCCAGGAGUGAUACCAUUUGCAUUGUGCCUUUUCUUUGCGAAGCUUGUGGCCUACACGUUUCUGUACUGGUUACCAUUCUAUUUAAGUCAGACAGAAAUUGGUGGAGAGUAUGUUUCUGUAAGAUCCGCUGGAAAUCUGUCUACUUUGUUUGAUGUAGGAGGCAUUGUUGGGGGAAUCCUAGCUGGCUACAUGUCUGAUAAACUUAAUGCUCGUGCUACUACAGCUGCCAGCUUCAUGUAUGCUGCAAUUCCUUCAAUGCUAUUAUAUCGAACAUAUGGGAGUAUUUCGAAGACUGUCAACAUCAUACUUAUGAUGGCUGCUGGCUUGUUUAUAAAUGGACCCUAUGCACUCAUUACCACUGCAGUUUCUGCUGACCUUGGCACACAUAGUUCUCUUCGAGGAGAUUCUCGAGCACUGGCAACAGUGACUGCUAUAAUUGAUGGUACAGGAUCAAUGGGUGCAGCUCUUGGCCCUCUUCUUACUGGGUUCAUAUCUACACAGGGAUGGGAUGCAGUUUUUGUGAUGCUAAUGAUCGGUGCUCUUAUUGCGGGGCUUCUUUUAUCACGUCUAGUCAUUGCUGAACUUUCUGAGAAAACUUGUAAACCAAUGUCUCAAUCCAGUGGCCAGCAAAGUAUUGGAGCUCCUGUGACUCAACCACUUCUAAGUGAUCGUAGGUGAUAAUGAGGUAUGUAAUAGUACGGCAUGGUUCCAUGAACGUUGAUGUUGUUGAGGAAAGUAUAGAAAAAGGCUAAACAUGAAGUGGUAAUAUGUAUUUUAAAAUAUUUAUGAGAUUUAAUGAAUUUAUUUGUAACUUCUAGCAUGUGUACAUUGUCUUUAGUGUACACAAACUGAUAAGAAAUGUUUAGAUUUUGUCUAGCAUGA